AUGGCCGACGCUCACAACACCACCCCCGCCACGGCGGUUCCCGCCGCCGCUGCCGACAACCAUGUUCACGGCGACACGGCCGCCUCGGUCGCCGAUUCCGCGAGCUUCCCCGCUCAGUCGAUCCCCCGUCCUGCCGGCUGGGUCUACAAGGGCUGGCGCAUGUUCGGCCGUGAGUACUGGUACGCCUCGCCGCGCAUCCAGCUCUUCAUGGUCUCCUUCGUCUGCUUCCUCUGCCCAGGCAUGUUCAACGCCCUCAGUGGUCUCGGCGGCGGUGGCCAGGUCAACCCCAAGGCCGCCAACGACGCCAACACGGCCCUCUACAGCACUUUUGCCGUCGUCGGCUUCUUCGCCGGCUCCUUCGCCAACCGUCUCGGCCUGCGCAUCACCCUCUCUCUCGGUGGCAUCGGCUACUGCAUCUACGCUGCCAGCUUCCUCUCGUACAGCCACACCCAGAACCACGGCUUCGUCGUCUUUGCUGGCGCCUUCCUCGGUGUUUGCGCCGGUCUGCUGUGGGCCGCCCAGGGCGCCAUCAUGAUGUCCUACCCGCCCGAGAACGAGAAGGGCCGCUACAUCUCCUGGUUCUGGAUGAUCUUCAACCUCGGCGCUGUCAUUGGCUCGCUCAUCCCUCUCGCCGACAACAUCAACAGCCGCAGCGGCCAGGUCAACGACGGCACCUACGCCGCCUUUAUCAUCCUCAUGUUCCUCGGCGCCGUCAUUGCCCUGUUCCUCGUCGAUGCCGGCAAGGUUCAGCGUGAGGAUGGCUCCAAGGUGAUCAUGAUGAAGAACCCCUCGUGGAAGUCGGAGCUUCUCGGCCUGUGGGAGGGCAUCCGCGACCAGCUCUGGAUCCUGCUCCUGUUCCCCCUGUUCUUCACGUCCAACGUCUUCUACACCUACCAGAACAACGGCAUGAACCUCAUGCACUUCAACAUUCGCACCCGCGCCCUCAACAGUCUGCUCUACUGGCUCGCGCAGAUCAUCGGUGCCCUCGUCAUGGGCUACGGUCUGGACUUCCCCGGCGUGCGUCGCUCGUGGCGCGCCCGCGGCUCCUACAUUGUCCUCAUCGUUCUGACCAUGGUCAUCUGGGGCGGCGGCUGGGCCUGGCAGAGCAAGCAGCUUCCUCGCGAGGAGGCCAAGGGCGACAUUGACUGGACCGACGGCGGUGAGCGCUACAUCGGCCCCAUGUUCCUGUACUUCUUCUACGGCUUCUUCGAUGCCGCCUGGCAGACAUCCAUCUACUGGUACAUGGGUUCUCUCUCCAACUCGUCUCGCAAGGCUGCCAACCUCGCUGGUUUCUACAAGGGUAUCCAAUCUGCCGGCGCCGCCGUCUUCUGGCGCCUCGACGGUCUCGAGACGUCCUACGACGCCAUCUUCGGCGCCACCUGGGGCAUGCUCGGUGCUGCCCUUCUCAUUGCCGCUCCCGUCAUCUGGAUGCGCAUCAAGGACACGACCGAUGUCGAGGAGGAUCUCCGUGGCACCGACGAGACUGUUGAGGAUGUCGUCGCCCCCGGCAAGCUGGCUGAGGAGGAGAAGCGUGCUGCUGUCGUGUAG
Molecule: messenger RNA, 1548 nt
Organism: Verticillium dahliae VdLs.17
Lineage: Eukaryota; Fungi; Ascomycota; Sordariomycetes; Glomerellales; Plectosphaerellaceae
Product: DUF895 domain membrane protein
Exons: 3
Coding region: 1-1548 (515 amino acids)
Biological process (GO): transmembrane transport
Molecular function (GO): transmembrane transporter activity
Source: RefSeq, a predicted model, not a curated record